Messenger RNA from Penaeus vannamei (Pacific white shrimp), 1131 nucleotides. RefSeq names its product retinol dehydrogenase 13. Lineage: Eukaryota; Metazoa; Arthropoda; Malacostraca; Decapoda; Penaeidae. The record is from RefSeq and is a predicted model, not a curated record.
GCCAAGACAACCGGGUUCCAGUCUGCCUCAGAAUUUGAACAAGUUUAUCCAGAGAUUUAGGGAUUAACAAUGGGAUGGAAGCCGCCCAGAUAUUUUCUCGGUUUAACGGCCUUCGGGUCAUUUGCUGGAGGAAUCGUGCUAUUCAAAGAAGUACUUGGUGGAGGCAAUUAUCAAGGAGAUGAGGGAUUAGAAGGAAAAACCGUCAUCAUCACGGGUGCAAACACAGGAAUCGGAAAAGAAACAGCAACCGAGAUGGCCAGGAGAGGUGCUAGGGUCAUAAUGGCUUGUAGAGAUAUGGAGAAGUGUAAAGAGGCCAGGAAGGAAGUUGCAUUAGCAACCUUCAACAAAUCAAUAUACUGCCAGGAGUGUGACCUAGCUUCUCAGGAGUCAAUCAGAAAAUUUGCAGAGAGAAUACAAAAAAAGGAGGACCAAGUGAACAUAUUGAUAAACAAUGCCGGAGUGAUGCGGUGUAAGAAGUCAUUCACGGAGGAGGGUAUUGAACUGCAGUUGGGGACAAAUCACAUGGGACAUUUCCUCCUCACGAACCUGCUUCUGGACAAGCUUAAGGCCUCUGCACCAAGUCGCAUUAUAAAUGUCUCCAGUGUGGCGCAUAUGAGGGGUAGCAUCAAAUUUGACGAUUUGAAUAGUGAAAAGAACUAUGAUGAGGGGGAUGCUUAUGCACAAAGCAAACUUGCAAAUAUUCUCUUCACUCGGGAAUUAGCCGACAGAUUACAAGGAACUGGAGUGACUUGCAAUGCUGUCCACCCAGGGAUUGUCCUAACAGAGCUUGGUAGACAUAUGAGUAUAUAUAAAAGUUGGAUUGCAGCCGUGUUCUUAAAACCACUGCUUUGGCUCUUCUUGAAAACUCCUCGCCAGGGGGCUCAAACCACCAUCUACACAGCUGUUAGCUCUGACCUCGAAGGAGUCAGCGGCAAAUACUUUAGCAACCAGAAGGAGGCAGCAGUCUCAGAGGCGGCCAUGGACAAGGAAGCAGCUAAACGAUUAUGGGCCAUCAGUGAACGCUGGACAAGGCUUACUUAAUGCUUGUUCAGCCUAUCUUAUCAGUGCACUUUGUAAACUAUUGUAUAUUGUAAAUAGAGUGUGGGAGAAUUUGAAAGAAAACUUUUUCAU